UCUGAAUCAGCCCAAAAGAUCAAAAAAACGCCAUGCAAAUUUAACGUUGGAUAAAAUGAUGGAAAAAUUCCUGCAACAGAGCGUGGAUACAGAAGAGAAGUUUUACAGAUAUGAAGAGCAGAGGCUCAAAAUUGAGGACAAGCGUCGGGAAGCUGAGCAUGCUCGAGAGCUCCAGAUGUUACAGAUGUUGGGACAGAUGUUGGCAGGAAUUUCUUCUACGGUAUCACAAAGGUCGCAAUCGAUACCAGCAAGUCCACCUCAGAGAGCGAACCAUCGUUCAUAUGGGGAUAACUUUAAUUAUAAUGCUAUGACAGCAGCACUUUCUCCACCGAUAGUUAUAGAGAGAUCUUUUUCACUGCACAGAACACACUCUCUAAAGGAUAUGGAAAAUAUUUUUCAACUGGUGCGCAAUGUUAUCCCUCCUCUAACAGGGAAAAGGCAUAAAGGUCAAGAUGGACGUGUAGGCAUUGUUGGAGGAUGCCAAGAAUACACUGGAGCACCGUAUUUUGCUGCAAUUACAGCUCUCAAAGUGGGUGCAGAUUUAUCCCAUGUGUUUUGUACCAAAGAUGCAGCAACAGUAAUCAAAUCAUACAGUCCAGAGCUGAUUGUUCAUCCCGUUCUUGAUAGUCCCAAUGCUGUUCAUGAGGUGGAAAAGUGGUUACCACGGCUGCACUCGGUUGUCAUAGGACCUGGCUUAGGUAGAGAUGAAGUUCUACUUGAGAACGCUAAGGGUAUUAUAGAAAAAUCAAAAGUGAAAGGAAUUCCUAUCAUUAUUGAUGCUGAUGGACUGUGGCUCAUUUCCCAGCAGCCUUCUCUUAUUCAAGGCUACCAGCGAGCUAUUCUUACUCCAAACUAUAUGGAGUUUAGUAGACUAUAUGAAGCCAUGCUUAGAGACCCUGUAGACAGUAGUGAUCAUCAUGGAUGUGUGUUAAGACUCAGCCAAGCCAUGGGGAAUUUGACAAUUGUUCAAAAGGGAGAAAGAGAUCUUAUUUCAGAUGGAGAGAAAGUGCUUGUAUGCAGUCACGAAGGAAGCAGCCGGAGAUGUGGUGGACAGGGGGACCUCCUUUCUGGUUCUCUUGGAGUCUUAGCGCACUGGGCAUUUCUUGCUGGAGCAGAAAAAACAAAUGGUCAAAAUCCCUUUCUAGUGGCUGCAUUUGGAGCUUGCUCUCUUACGAGGCAGUCUAACCACCAAGCCUUUCAAAAAUUCGGACGUUCAAUGACUGCCUCUGACAUGGUUUCAGAAGUUGGAACAGCUUUUAACAAACUUUUUGAAACCUGAAGCCAAAGCAGCAGAGAAGACAAGGAAGAACAAUGACUGCAAGAGUAAUUACAUUUACAGUAGAAUUUACAUAAGUAAUGCACCCUUUCAAGUGCUGUAGCAGCAUUGGUAUGCUAGGUAGAUUUUUUUUUUAUUUUUAAGAAUAGAAAAAUAUGAUUAAUGUAGAUAUUUUUUAAGAGUUUGGAAUACAGAAAUGUUUUGGCUGAAAUAAGCUGUAGUUGCAGAUCUGUUAUAAUAUAAUAAAACUAAACUGAAAGUAUUCCUCUGUUCUUUUUGAUAGUUAUUGAGCAAUAACUAAAGUGUGAACAGCAAAAAAAAAAAAUAAAUGCACUUGAUACUU
Messenger RNA from Cariama cristata (Red-legged seriema), 1619 nucleotides. RefSeq names its product carbohydrate kinase domain containing (gene NAXD). Gene Ontology annotation, biological process: metabolite repair. Gene Ontology annotation, molecular function: ATP-dependent NAD(P)H-hydrate dehydratase activity. Lineage: Eukaryota; Metazoa; Chordata; Aves; Cariamiformes; Cariamidae. The transcript is spliced from 10 exons. Bases 56 to 1279 code for a protein of 407 amino acids. The record is from RefSeq and is a predicted model, not a curated record.